Messenger RNA from Hyalella azteca, 3662 nucleotides. RefSeq lists its product as uncharacterized. Bases 879 to 2672 code for a protein of 597 amino acids. The record is from RefSeq and is a predicted model, not a curated record. The transcript has 4 exons. Gene Ontology annotation, biological process: sleep; positive regulation of voltage-gated potassium channel activity; regulation of synaptic transmission, cholinergic. Lineage: Eukaryota; Metazoa; Arthropoda; Malacostraca; Amphipoda; Hyalellidae.
UCAGUUGCCGCUAGAGCUUCAAAAAAUGAUGCUAGUCGCAAAUAGCCUUGGAUGGGCUUACAAAUUUUAAAACAAACAUACAGACUUUGAGAACCUAUAUAGUGUGGAACUUAGAAUAAUUGCUUGGUAUAGAACAGCUCACAAAACCGCAUACUUCGCUGUGAUCAAUGCCUUGGAGAUAUUGCUGCUCUUGAACGUCCAUUGCAAUAUAUUUUUCAGGAGACUCUUGAAUCUUUAGCAAAUAUCGAACUUGUACAAUAUUUCCAGAUCACACUGCCAGUGAGUUGUGACUAAAAUGUUCAUACUACAAGGAAAAAGUUAUUACAGAAGCUCGCUAAAGGAUCUGGUAAUGUAUUUAGGACGAGAUCUGGAAUAUUUGCGACCAAUUAAACGCAUUUUAAUAAGAAAUUAAAAAAUGUUUAUAUAUAAGACAUUAACGGACGACAUCGGUUCGACGAGGGAUGCCCUUCUUUCAUGGCAGCGGGUUUUUAAACGAAAUCUUGAAGUUUCGUUGAAUAUUGCUAUUUAAAUUUAAUUUUUCCGAGGAAUAAACAGUUUUCGACGGCUUCGGAGUGAUGUUAAAGUAGAAAAGAACCCCUGACUUAAAAUUACUCUGCUGUGCGCGGCUCAAUCCGCGAGUUGAUGUCCGAGUGUCGAAUUCCUUCUUGAUACAUAACCCAGAUCACUGAGUGUUCAACAACAAUACUCAAUUUUCCUACGAAGAUAUUGUGGAAUAAUUAUCUAAAUUCUUUGUUUAGCAAAUAAAAGGCCUUAUUUUGUCAUGUCGUUCCGUUCUGGGCGUAAUUGAUGUUGAAGGUUUUACAAGAUAUGAGAAACUGAAACCAUUUUUGAAGUUAAGGAAAAAUUUCAUUGUUGCAAUGAAAAGCCAGUCUUCAAAGGAGAAAGUCGCUCCUAAGGAGAGUCAAGAGGUCAGUGCUUCAGUAUUGAGGAAUACGUGCCAUUGCCACGGUAAACUUGAGCCUAUUGGGGAAAAGAGGAAGAGAAAAAGACGAUUAUCGGAUUCUCCGGACAUGAAUCCUAGUUUUAGAGAAGGUCGGUCGAAACAAUUGACAUUUUGUUCUGCUACUGAAAAACAAAUGCAGAAAACAUGUGAUCAUGAUUCUUGUAGUUACGAACGAGGCGAGAAAACUUUUAAAUUUUCCACGAAAAUUUCCUCCCGUUCCUUUGAAAAAUUUUUGGAACUCGAAACGGUAAAUACGAUGAAGUCAGGAGAAGGUGUUGUGGUUAAUUACAUUAAUUACAUUGACGAAAGAUUCUUGGAAUCGGAUAGAAGUUCAUUAAGAAAUGCUGAAAAAAUCCCGCCACAGUGUGAUGGAAAAAGUUUUGUAAUAAAAUCUAGUAAUGACGACGUUAAAAACUGUGAUAGAAGCAAAAUCGUGCUUGAAUUGGAAGAGAGAGCAGCAAUUGAAUGCUCAUUUAGUGAAAACAACUGCAAUUCAAAUGAAUUAAGAAGAGGAACUAACCUUGCAUCCGAAGAAAUAUCAAGAAAUGAAACAAUCGAGGAAAAGUUCUUAAAGCCUAGUGAACAUUUGACUGAACUUAGUGAAAAUCCUAGACAGUCUGAGCAACGAGUUCCGGUCAACUCUGUUGAAGAAGUCGACCGCACAGAGCGCAGUUCACUUGCUCUGGUAAACACAGAGCAAGUAUUUCAUCGCCCACACAAGGCGGAAGACUCGUGCUUUUGGCUCAUUGAGUUAAUGAAAAAAUUAAUCAGUGUUUUUGGCUGUUGUCCACGAUAUUUUUUAGCUGCUUCUCACACCAGCGUUAGUCGACACCAUAGUUCUGUCCUCGCCCUCUGCACUGUGCUGGCACUAAUGCACUCAGUGCGAGGUGAGGGCGAAUGUCACAGUCAAAUCAUGUGCUACGAAUGUUCGUCGUGGACGGACCCGCGCUGCUCUGACCCGUUCAACUUCACGCUGCCCCGCGCCAAGCAACCGCCUACUGAGGAGUGCGAUGGCUGCUGUGUCAAACUCGUCCAACAUAUUGGAACUCCUUAUGCCUCCAUCCGUAGAACGUGCACGGAUAAGAUGCAGAUCAAACUGUUUAUGGUAGAUCACGUUUGUAUGCGUGAAAGUAACGGUCGUGGCCACAUGUGCUUUUGUGAAGAGGACCUAUGCAACGCCGCUCCUCCCGCCCUUCUUUCGUUCCUCUUCAGCACUUCACAAGGCAGACCUCAACCUUCUGCUUUGGUCUCCUCGCUUCCCAGUACUUCUAAAAUGCUUCUUCUUGUAUCUAAAUCAUGGCUAGCUGGUACCAUGAGCUUUAUUUUACAGGGAAUAGAGACCUGUAGUAGUAGCAUGAGUAUCAUUAUAGUUAUGCUUUGCUGUGUCACUCUGAAGAGCAUGAGUGUUGUUGUUUCGUCACCGGGGCACCCAGACGCUGCAUGGAAAUUGGCAAUACGUAACAACCGUUCUUUCAAUGUCCCUGGAGUGUGCACUAUUUCUGCUUAUUUUAUCGCAGGCAUGAUUUGUGUGCACACAAACCUAUUGCAUUGCUGUCUACAUUAUGUAAGUGACUGUUUCUUUAUGAUGAGCAACGUCGUGUCACUGAUGGUUGUCCACAGCCUCCAGCUGCUCUGGACUUGGCCGCUUUCGGUUAUGGCCGUUGUGGCCUUCCACAAGCUCGUGACUUGGAGUCGAGGCCUGAGAUAAACUUUUAAAUUUUACCAUAGAUAAAACAUUUUCCUUGAUUAACUCAACUCGCUAACCUUGAAUAAGUUUCAUAGAACAAAAUGGUUUGCCUCCACGUUAUACAUGAAGUGGACAGCCGAGUAUCAAUAUUUACAGAUUUCAGUUGUCCCUUUGCCGAAGUUCAAGUGAAGUUGCGGAUAAAUUCGCCACGAUAUCUCAUGAGUUUCCCUCUUGAAGUGAAAGAUUAAUUUCCUUGAUUUAUUGUUUUGUUUGAAGCCUAAGAUUCAUCCCACAGAGUGCCCUAAUUUGUAAAUUAUAAUGAUAAUUUUACCGCUUUAUUCAAUGAUUUUUUCGGGAAGAAUCGUUCGGUUACGAAUCCGCUUCUUUUGUGCCUUCUAAAGAAUUUCUCAGCCUUGUCCCCAUUUAAUAAGCCUUGCCAGAAAUAUUUGAAUUUCCUUAUGUUUUUUACGAAACAUCAGUUUUGAAUUCCUGAAGCCUUAUAUUUCAAAAUGUAAUUUAUUAUUCUCUAGUCUAAAGCAUAAUGUUGACGGAAUAAUUUAACUUUCUGAGCUGGAAGUGUCCUUUGAUUGCGUGCAGUAAUGCAGUUAGUUUAAUGACAAAUGCAUAAUGUUUAAAAAAUUAUACCAUUUAUCCCUAGAGGUAUAAUAGCUAAAUAUGAAUCUAGGGCUAUCUGUAACAAUAGAAUAAUGCUUGAAAUUUAGUCCAAUUACAAUUACCGAGCGUGCUUAUGGGGGUGUAUAAUGAAUAAUUUUUGAUCUUGAUCUGAGUUAUUAAAGCGUGGAUUGAUUUUUAAAUUGUAGUAUAGAAAUAUUCACUCCGAUUGCAUCUGAUGUGAUGCUCACGAGAAUGUCAUGCUGCUUUUCAUCGUUAAUUAAUGUUUAUAUAAAUUGUCUUAGAUCUAGUGUUACAAACUAAAAUGGUUUAUCUAUCGCAUGGCUAAUGUGUCAAUAUAAUUAAUUAUAUGAGCUGUGAGUCAAUUUUGAAUGUAUU